This is a messenger RNA of Monopterus albus (swamp eel), 2268 nucleotides long. It is a transcript of the gene ccng2, whose product is annotated as cyclin G2. Bases 423 to 1427 code for a protein of 334 amino acids. The transcript is spliced from 8 exons. The record is from RefSeq and is a predicted model, not a curated record. Lineage: Eukaryota; Metazoa; Chordata; Actinopteri; Synbranchiformes; Synbranchidae.
GUAAUCUAUAAAAUUCUAGUUUUACGUCGAUAAUCGUAUUGUACAUUUAUAACAUGAUAGACAUUUGUACCAUUCGCCUAAUAAAAAGAAGAAGCCCCUCCCCCGUUCGCUCAGAGAGGAUUUAAAACGUUAGCUAGCUGCGGUUUACGUUAGCUUCUUUGGUUGCCAUCGGCUUUAACGACACAAAUGAGGAUUUUCAGCCGGCUGGUUGUGCUUUAUAUGCUUUAGGUGGUUUAUUAACACACGGAACUUCGAAAGAGCGUUUGUUUUUCGAUCAGAGAACAGACGGCGUCAACCAGAGGAAAUCUGACUCCGGACUCUGAGAGAAGUGGGCUGGGCUCUGAGCUGUGGCCCCCUGUUAGAGCAAACUAAAAUCACUGUGGCGAAAACUAGAAGUCAGUUCUUCCCGUGCCAGCUGCAACAUGGACGCCUUCAAGCUGAUGAAGGAGCUGCGGGUGAAUCAUGAGCAUGAGGUUUAUUAUCUCCCUAAAGAGACGGGACUGAUGCUCAUAGAAUCCACAACACGGGACGAUAAUCGGAUCUCAGCCAAGUGCAGAAAUGCCAAAGUGGAGGACCUGUGGAGUCUGACCAGCUUCUUCGGUUACAGCACACAGACCUUCGUCCUGGCUGUUAACCUGCUGGACAGAUUCCUGGCCAUGAUGAGGAUCCAGCCAAAGCACCUGUCCUGUGUCAGCCUCAGCUGCCUCCACAUGGCGGCCAAAGUAACAGAGGAGGAGUGUAACCUGACGCCCACCGACGAGCUCAUCCGCAUAGGACAGUGCAGGUUCACUGUGGCCGACCUGGGCAGGAUGGAGAAGAUUGUCGCAGAGAAGCUCAACUUUAACUCUAAAGCCAUCACUGCCUUAACCUUUCUGCACUUGUACCACCAGAUUUUACUUUCCCAUUCCACAGACAGGAAGGAGACUCUUAACCUGGAGAAACUGGAGGCUCAGCUCAAGGCCUGUCUGUGCCGGAUCUCCUUCUCCAAAGCAAAGCCGUCCAUCCUAGCCUUGUCUCUCCUGAGGCAAGAGAUCGAAGCCAUUCAGUCGGAGGACAUGUUGGAAAUCGCGUGUCACAUCCAGAGACACCUAAAGAUUGCAGAUGGUGAGCUGCUGCUGUGGAGGGAACGUGUGGCUCAGUGUCUGUCAGACUAUGCCUCUCCUGAAUGCAGCAAACCCAACCACAGGAAGCUGCAGUGGAUAGUGUCGCGGAGGACUGCCCAGAACCUGCACAGCUAUCGCAUUGUCCCUGAGCUACCCACCAUCCCCGAGGGCUGCUGGGAUGAGAGCGAAAGUGAGGAUUCCUGUGAGGAUGUGAUGAGUUCAGGUGAGGAGUCCCUCAGCAGUUCUCUGGGCAGCGAUGCUGAAGGGCCCUUCUUCCCUCUGCACAUCCGCCGCCAAAAACACUGCCAGCACCUUCUCACCUGAAACUUCAGCCGACUGGUGCCCACCCCCCACCAAAUCCCCCUCCACUUUACCUGAUGACUUUUAAUUUAUUAAGAAGCUUGGUGCUGGUAGAAAAUUGCACAACAACUGGCAGCUGAGCAGUCAAGACUCUUCCCAGCAGACUUUUUAGGAGAUGUGUUGGUGCAUGUUGAGAUAUCACAUUCCAGGAUGCAGGAUUUUAAAGCUAUGUUUGGCAGGUGCACUGGUCAACUCAGUGCAGCAGCUGCUCUUUAAGGUGCUAUGCUGGCAGACGCUGCACCCAGAUCAAAAUAUUCUCAGUGCUUGAUAUAGACCAGACUAGCAGUAGUUCACAUUGACAAGAUAAUCUGCCAAAAUAGUUUUUUUUUUUUUUUAACUGUUAUUAAUCUAAGACUGUUUAUUAAUGAUCAGCAGUCUAUCAAGGUACAGAACGAAGUUUUAAGCCGUCAACUUUGUCGUAUUACCGGCUUGGGAACUAUACUGGAGCAUCUGCUGUCAUUUUUUCUGACCACACUGUAGUCUCCAGAUGUGAUUGAGAACUAUUCAGCUGCUCUGAUCCUCUGUAGUAAAGUUUAAUUUGCACAGUUUCCUUUUUGUCACAUUUCAAAUGUUAAAUUGUGGAACUGGAGGUUGGAGUUUAUGUCUGAAGGGAAACUGAUGUGUUAGCAGCGUUUUUCUUCGAGGCAUCACCAAGUUUCCCACAGGGUGUUCAGAUGAAACCAUUUAACAUGUGUGUUUGUGGAUGUGUUUAUCUAAGGUCUGGUUUAAAUUUGAAGUUGCCAAUUUUAGGAUGUAUGUUAAGUCUUUUGGUGUUUUGAAACUGUUGUAUGACGGUGUCAAAAAA